GGGAGGAGGCAGAGGCUGCUCACCAGUGAGUUGUAGUUCUCCUUUUGGGCUGUCCCCAGUUUUCUUUGCUGUUCUCCUUUCCCGACUGAGCCUCCCGGGGGUGGGGGGAGGGGGUGAGGCCAGCCUUCCCCUGCAGCCCCCACGCCCAAGCCUCCCACCGCGCAGCACGGCUCGGACCGGACCAUGGUCCUGCAGCAGGAGCCCCAGCUGCCAGAGAAAAAGAAACUGAGGCCCAGCACAGUCAGGUGACUUGCCCAAGGCCACACAGAGACCGACAGAAUAAGUCUUCCCAGCCAGCUGAGCCCUGCCCAGCAAUGCUAUCCUGAUCACAGGGCAGGUUUACUUACAGCUCCAAGUUUGCCAGUGUGACUCACUCAGCCCAGAGGAUCUCAAGGCUCCGAGGACCCCUUCUCAGUGGCCUUGGCAAGAGGCAGCAUGGCUACUGCCGUCCAGAGCAGUGAACUGGUCUUUGAGUUUGCCAACAGCGGGAUGGAGGAGAUCCAGCAGCUGGACGAUCCCUCUGUGUUCCCAGCUGUCAUUGUGGAGCAGUUACCCUGCCCAGAACUGCUACACCUAUACUCGGGCCUCGACCGGGAUGAAGUUUCCAAUGGCAUCAUGGCAGAUCGGGACCUGGGGGUGGCCGAAGGGCAGAUCCUGGAGGGAGGCCUUGUGGUGUCAGACGAUGCCACCCCUCCUGUCAUGGCCACUGAAGUCCUGCUGGACGUAGAGGCCCCCAACAACAUACUGGAUGAACGUCGAAUGUUCUGUGGUCCCGGACUGUUCACCGAACAGGACUCCUCAGGGGCUUUUGCAAACUGUGUUCUUUCCACCUCUUCGGGGGCAGACAUCUCGACCAGUGGGAGCGGGAGCAUCGAGGGGUUCUCCAUUCAGGAGGACAGCUCCGCUGCGGACACAGGCCUUGGGAGACCUCUGCCAGUGAGGUCCAAGAAGAAAGUCCAGAAAGCAAAAGCACCCCGAUGUCCCUCACCGGUCAGUGAGCCCAGUGUUCCCAUCCGGAAGAAGUCCAAAGAUGGCAAAGGGAAUACCAUCUACCUUUGGGAGUUCCUGCUUGCUCUCCUGCAGGACAAGAACACUUGCCCCAAGUACAUCAAGUGGACCCAGCGUGAGAAGGGCAUCUUUAAGCUCGUGGACUCCAAGGCUGUGUCAAAGCUUUGGGGGAAGCAGAAAAACAAGCCGGACAUGAACUAUGAGACAAUGGGGCGAGCACUGAGAUAUUAUUAUCAGAGGGGCAUCCUCUCCAAGGUGGAAGGGCAGAGGCUGGUGUACCAGUUCAAGGAGAUGCCCAAGGACCUGGUGAUAAUCGAAGAUGAAGAAGGUGAAGAGGCCAAUGCAGAACUCCAACAGACCCCACCUCCACGCCGAGCUGCUUCAAAGGCUUCAGCCCGGCCUGCCACCCAGCAAAAGAAGGAUUCCCCUGGGGAGGCUUUGCAACAAGGACCGCAGGCGGCGCUGAGCCUCCAAGUGAUGACCCAGGAGAGCUCAGCCGCUGCUGUUGCCGCCGUCGCCGCCACUGCGGCUAUGGCAGCCCCUUCUGGCGAGGCUCGUGGGACUCUGGCCCGCACAGUCAGUGCAUCUUUGGUUUCUAACAACGGUGGAGUGUCCGCAGCAGGAGCCGGCUCAGGCUUAGGAGCCCUGACCCUUCAGACCAUCCCACUGACCACAGUGCUGGCCAGUAGCUCCUCAGCCGCCUCAGCAACCUCAUCCCAAAUUGUCCUCCAGGGUGUCCCUUCGGCCUCAGCCUUCAAGGACAUUGUCACCCUGCAGGCUGCCUUCCCUCUGGGAUCUAACUUCCCAGAGGGCUCGGCCACAGCAGGGCGUCCAUUUGUCCUUAGUGGCCUCCCAUCGUCAGCCCUUGGGUCUGCCUCCAGGCCCCCGGGGACCUUGGUUGCUGCCAUCAUUAGGACUCCAGGAGUGAAGGAGGCACUUCCCGGGCCCCCUUCUUACCUGCAGGGUGUUGUUGCUGACGAGGCCCUGGGGCAGCCUCAGUUGCUUCAGAUGCAGGCACUUCUAGAGCACUCUCAGCCCCAGGAAGCCCCGGGGAUGCCAGUGCUGCCCCAGACCCCCACCAGCUGCCCUUCUGUUGGCCUGACCCCCGUGGCUGAACUGGAACUUGCCACCAGCCCAGGGGCCCUGCUGGUAACUGAGCCCAACCUGGCACAAUCAGGAAUGGUGCUGGCUGGAGCCCUGGGCCCUUUCCAGGAGCCCAGGACUGGAGCCAAAGGAGGGAGGGGAGAAGGGGAGCUCUGAAGUGAUCGAUUCCUGGCCCUCUGGAGAAGGACUCCUCAAGGGAGCCCCACCCACCGGUCAAGUGCCAGGGCCCUCUCUAGGUGAAUCUCUUCUUAUGGCUGCCACCUUGAAUGGAAUCCCCCUCUUCCCCUCUCCCUGGUGCUUGCUUUGGAGUCACCUGGGGGAGCCUGGCAGAGAAGCCAAGGGCGCCACCAGGCAUGGGGUGGAGAGGGAGCUCUCCGCCAUCAGCCUUAUUGUUUCUGCCCAAGCCCCACUGGGACCCUUUGUGUUCAAGAACUUGGCCCUUAAGAUCUUGCUGCAUCUGGGAGAGGCCUCCUCAGUUUCGCCAACCAGGACCUGCCUAGAAGCAGCAAGGAAUAGUGUGGGAGCGCUGGAUUUAGAGCUGCAUUACGUGGCUUCAUAUCCCAGCUCUCCCACUCACUAACUCUGUGACCUUGGGCAAGUCCCUUCACCUUACUGAGCCUCAGUUUCCUUAUCUGUAAAAGAAGGGGUCGGACUGGAUAAUCUCGAAGGCCCCCUCUAACAAUAGAUAUCCUCUGAUCCUUGAAUGCCAGCAAGAAGCCAAUGAAACUGUCACCAGCCCUUUGCCAUUUUUGACCAGAAUUAGUUGGGCAUCCCUGGAGCCACGCCCUUGGGCUUCAGGGCCAUUCAGACACAAGCACCUUUCGGAGAAAGUGGUUUGGGUCUCCGGAGGAAGCCUGUUCCCCAGGCUGGGCAGUGCUAACUCCUGGUGCUGUUUCUGUUGCCCUGACUAGACUGUGAGCUCCUUGGGGUGAGGGGGGGAAGGGAAGGGGAAAGAGAAAGCUUUUGGGGUGGGACAUGGGGGCCCUGCUCCACAGCCAGGCAUUGCUAAAUUGAACUGGCUUCCAGCUGAGUCAACUUGCUGGAAUCAGCUUCUUCAUCACCAUUCCCUGCACCGAGGGACAUAGUGGGUCCCUGGGGUAGCUUGGGAGCUUUGUCUGUGUGUGCUUGUGUGUCUGUCUAUGUGCCCGCUCACAUGCAUGCACUUAGGUGCUCAAGUCUGUAGAAACCAGCAUGGCUUAGUGGCAGAAGGCCUGGAUUUGGAAUUCAAAUCCUGGCUCUCCCACUUCCUCUGUGAUCCUUGGCCAGUCACUGCCCUUCUCUGGGCCUCAGUUUCUUCCUCUGGAAAACGGGGAGAACAAUACUUACACUACCUACCUCCCAGAGGUGUUGUAAGGAGAGCCCUUUGUAAGCUCAAAAGGGCUCUAGAAAAGACAGCUUGGACUCCUGGGUGAGGAGGGCUCCUCUGGAGGCCCCGGCCUCGCUGGUCAGGAACGUCCCCAAGUAUCUGAAUUUCCCAUUCUGGGUCUGUCAUUCAGGAAUUCCUUCCCAAAUUUUGGGAAGUUCUUUGGAUCUGAAGCCAGGUCAGCUUUUCUGGCUCUCAGCACCAUCUGUUGUCUCCCCCUGUGGGAGAGGAUGGCCUUGGACUUGACCAAAACCUGCCUCUGGCAGGCUGAAGAAGGGUGGGUGGGUGGGACCCUGGCACUUGUGGCUGGGAUCCCACCAACAGGUCAGAGCCUGUUCCCCUAACCCUUUCUUGAUUGAAUGUGUCCUUAGGGUCCCCCCACCCCGCAAGAGUUUGCCUUUCCAGGCCCGAGAGGCCUCCUUCUUGGUGUGUACUCCUGCAGCCAUUCUCCUCCCACUAGCACCUUGGAAGUUGUCCUGGAGGAGGGGCAGGAAGGGAGGAGAUUGGAGCAGGCCCAGGCCUUCCUGGGACAGGUGGAAAGGGAAGCGAAUGGACUCAUCACAUAUAGUCAUUUUCCCAUCUGCUUCCAAAGGAGGCAGGCCCUGCCCCUGGGCGGCCCAUGGAAAUGCCCACCCCCUCGCAGCCUGCAUAGCUACUUCCAUAAACAGAAUCAGAAGACUUAGAGCUGGAAAGGAUCUUGGAGAGCAUCUAGGCUCCACCCCCUCGCUUUCCCAGGUGGAAACUGGAACUUUGAACCCAGGUCCCCAGGACUCUCAGCCCCCCUCCCUGAUUGGUCACUCUGUGUGGUGAGGGGCCCUGGAGCUGUGUGUACACUGUCCGCUGGAAUCGAGGCCCAUCCCCACCCUCUGAUUUCUGGGUGCUCCACCAUCAACAAAUAUUUCUGUGCCAGCCCCUGGUAGGUACUAGGGACACAGAGAAAAGCAAUCCCUGUGUCCCUGGAGUAACACAGGAUAUGGGAGUGGAUAUGUUCAAAGAUGCAGAAAAGUUGAGGGAGGGGGUGCUAACCACUUACACAGGCCUCUUUGGCCCUGACACGGAGUUUUCAAAGAAGCUCACCAUUUGAAGUGAGCGAGAGCAUUCCAGGACACCCUGUGAAAAGGUGCCAAUGGGACCCAGGGUCAUCUCCGAGACCAGGAAGCUUCUUUGGCUCAAGCCUGGAAUUUGGGAGGGAGAAUGGGGAAUCAGCAGUGGACAGAUCAGAUAUGGUGGGGCUUUAGAUACCCCAAUUCCUAUUUUCCCUUGAGGCGAUAGGGAGCCACUGAUUCUUGGGUCAGGAGACUUGACAGAGUUAGAUCAGUGCUUUAGGAAUAACCAUUUGGCAGCUGUGUAGAAGUGCCAUUGAUGAGAGGAGGGCAGCUGGCAAGGUUUUCCCAGGGCACGUAUCCCACCCCCCAACUGCUGUGACAUCACACCUGGACCUUCAGAGCUCAGUCUCGAGGUGGUCUCCACGGGCUAAAGUGAGGCUGUGGCCAGGGCCUGAGAGAGUAUAACUGAGAGCUCCCUGUUUUGCCGGGAACUCGUUCUUCCCCCAGUGAUCUGUGCCUGCUGGGGCCUAACGUCCUUAGCAGAUUUAGAUAGAGGCUCCAGCCAGGGGUUGAAUUUCCUCUGAGGACACGUGGUAGGAGCUGUAGUCGGGUUCCAAGGUCUAGAUGAGGGAGCCUUAGUUAGCUAUUUUUGUCCGAAAGCAAGCUGAGUGGACCACAAGCUCCAGAUGAGUGUGGAAUGUGGUGGCCAGUGAAGCCCCUGACCCCUGGGGCUGGGAGCAGCAAGACUUGGAGGAUGGGCCUGGCCCGGGGUCCCAUCCAGAGGACAGUAGACAUUUCCACAAUUGGGGCCCUCCGUCACAGGAGGGGCCUCAUGGCGGAAGAGACCCAGGCUGUGGUGCAGCAAUUUUAGGCUGGAUGGCAGGAAGGAAAUGUUCUCUACCAGUUAGAGCCAGGCACGAUUGACCCAAGUCUAACCCUCCCUCCCCACUCAACAACAUCCCAGGCUAGGGAGAGACCAUGCAGUGUUAUUAGCUCUUUGGGAUCCAUCAGCCCAUGUUCCCUUCCAGUUGGAUGUGAGCCUCCCCAGUCUCAGAGGAAAGAGCACUGGAUUUGAAGUCCUUGGACAGGUCACUUCUCUCCUGCCUCUGGGCCUUGGUUUCCCAUCUGGAAACUGAAAUGGUCUUUCAAUUCCUUUCCAGCUGGCUCUCAAUGGAAUGAGUGCUAUGUUUUUGAAAGCAGAUCAAAUGGUAAGCAGAACCAGGAAAACAACCUACACAAUGACUGCAAUUGUAUAAACGAUAUGAUAAGAACACUAAAGCUGCAUGUGUAAUUGUAGUGAUCCCGCUGCAUCCUCCUGGAGAAGAUGAGGAAAUGCAGUCUCCCUUCCUUUGGAGAGGCGGGGGGCCCUGGGUGCAGAAUACUGCAAACGCUAGCUGUCAGAUGUGGUUGCUGUGUCGCUCGGUUUUGCUUCACUGUUUUCAUUGUUACAAGGGAAGGCUUGCGGGUGGGGAUUGGGGUGGGGGCGGUAUAACCUUAAAUGGCUAUGAUGUAAAGACAAACAGCAUCAAUAAAAGUUUAAAAAAAUUAAAG
This is a messenger RNA of Monodelphis domestica (gray short-tailed opossum), 6072 nucleotides long. RefSeq names its product E74 like ETS transcription factor 4 (gene ELF4). Gene Ontology annotation, molecular function: DNA-binding transcription factor activity, RNA polymerase II-specific; sequence-specific DNA binding. Lineage: Eukaryota; Metazoa; Chordata; Mammalia; Didelphimorphia; Didelphidae. Gene Ontology annotation, biological process: regulation of transcription by RNA polymerase II; cell differentiation. The record is from RefSeq and is a predicted model, not a curated record. Gene Ontology annotation, cellular component: nucleus.